GCGGGCGGAACGGCGAGGCGCCGGCGCGGGAGGCCCACCAUGAGGCAGAAGAAGAAAGGGGAGCCCAGCCGGGCGGAGCGGAUGAUGAGGACGGUCGCGGACGUCAUCGGGCAGCUCAUCGAGGCGCACGAGCAGGGCCGGGACGUCAACCUGAACAAGAUAAAAACAAAGACAGCCGCCAAGCACGGUCUGUCCGCACAGCCCCGCCUGGUGGACAUCAUAGCUGCUGUGCCCCCGCAGUAUCGCAGGACGCUGGUGCCCAAGCUCAAAGCGAAGCCCAUCCGCACGGCCAGCGGGAUUGCUGUGGUGGCCGUGAUGUGCAAGCCGCACAGAUGCCCGCACAUUAACUUCACCGGCAACAUCUGCGUCUACUGCCCAGGAGGUCCCGAUUCCGACUUCGAGUAUUCAACGCAGUCUUACACCGGAUACGAGCCGACCUCGAUGAGGGCCAUCCGUGCCAGGUACGACCCGUACCUCCAGACCAGACACCGAGUCGAGCAGCUGAAGCAGCUGGGCCACAGCGUGGACAAGGUGGAGUUCAUCGUGAUGGGCGGAACGUUCAUGGCCCUUCCCGAGGAAUACAGGGAUUACUUCAUCCGGAACUUGCAUGACGCCUUGUCGGGUCACACCUCCAACAACGUGGCCGAGGCCGUCAGAUACUCCGAGCGAAGCCUUACGAAGUGCAUUGGAAUUACGAUAGAGACCAGGCCGGAUUACUGCCUGAAGCGGCACCUGAGCGACAUGCUCUCCUACGGAUGCACCCGGCUGGAGAUUGGUGUUCAGAGCGUCUACGAGGAUGUUGCCAGGGAUACGAACAGGGGCCACACGGUGAAGGCCGUGUGUGAAUCCUUCCACCUGGCCAAAGACGCGGGGUUCAAGGUGGUGACGCACAUGAUGCCCGACCUUCCCAAUGUGGGCCUGGAGCGAGACGUGGACCAGUUCGUGGAGUUUUUCGAGAACCCCGCCUUCCGUCCCGACGGCAUGAAGCUCUACCCGACCCUCGUGAUCCGUGGCACCGGCCUGUAUGAGCUCUGGAAGACGGGGAGGUACAAGAGCUACCCUCCAAGCACCCUGGUGGAUCUGGUGGCCCGGAUCCUGGCUCUCGUGCCGCCCUGGACCCGUGUGUACCGCGUGCAGAGGGACAUCCCGAUGCCGCUGGUCAGUUCUGGGGUGGAGCAUGGAAACUUGCGAGAGCUUGCGUUGGCUCGGAUGAAGGACCUGGGGACGGAGUGCCGAGACGUGAGGACCCGGGAAGUCGGCAUUCAGGAGAUUCAUCACAAAGUGAGACCUUACCAGGUUGAGCUGAUCCGGAGGGACUACGUGGCCAACGGCGGCUGGGAGACCUUCCUCUCCUACGAGGAUCCCGAGCAAGACAUCCUGAUCGGCCUGCUGCGCCUGCGGAAGUGCUCGGCGGAGGCGUUCAGGGCCGAGCUGAAGGGAGGCGUCUCCAUCGUCCGCGAGCUCCACGUCUACGGGAGCGUGGUUCCCGUGAGCAGCCGGGAUCCUUCCAAAUUCCAGCAUCAGGGCUUUGGGGUGCUGCUCAUGGAGGAGGCUGAGCGCGUGGCCAGAGAAGAGCACGGCUCCCGGAAGAUCGCCGUGAUUUCAGGUGUGGGCACCCGGGACUACUACCGCAAGAUUGGCUACGAGCUGGAAGGCCCCUACAUGGUGAAGAGGCUGGACUGACGGACCCCGCGCGACGUGGGAGGCCGGGCCUGGCAGGAACGGCGCCGCCCGCCAGGCAGCCUGGUCUCGGGCGGGAGCGGCAUUUCGGGCCGGAUCGGUCCGUGCGUUCUGAAGCUCUCCACAGACCUGCGGGUUCCCCGAACCGGCCGUGUUCCUCGUGUGUCCCGUUGCAGGUGGGCAGCGACCCCUGCUGCAGCCGUCCCCCAACCCAGCCCCCUCUCGUUGUGCUGGACUGCAGUUCCCAUCAUCCUCAGCCAGCAUGCCUAGGGGUGAUGGGAGUUCUAGUUCAACCCUUCUGGGGGCAGUGGGGCAAGGCUGCCUUUGAAUGUCGAGUCCAGAGACACAUCAAGUCUGGUUUUAGUUGAUCUGCAGCUGCCUAGGAUUUCCUUUUUUCUCACUCCGUGUGCGCCUCUGGUUUUCAUUGGGCUGUUGGUUUUCUUAGCUGUAAUGAGCAGUCUAUCCUCCUUUCAUUAUUUUUUUUCAACUCUAGCACCCGCUUGUGUCAGCAAGCUCCUUCACGAGGACUAGAACCUUAAUACCUAGGACGAGGUAUUAAUACGAGGACUAGACCCUUCACACCACAAUCUGCUCACAAUCUGCCUUGAGCUAGAGCAGACUUUUGCCCCUCUCCCAGUGAGGACAUUGUGGCGAGGCCGUCACAUCUGACGGACUUUCGGGCCAGGACUUGCUCUCUUUGUUGUCCGGCUCCUCACCCCUGUGCUACGAGGAGGCCUAGCGCAGCUGCCGCCUUCUCUGCCUCCUGGGAAGCUCAGACCCCGAUUUAAGACUCUGCUGGGCUUCCUUUCUUGACACGCUUUCAGCUGCUUGAAGUGGCAGGUCUUGGCUUGGCUCUCCCGCAGCAGGAGAGGAACGGACUGGCCCCUUCCUUCGUGGGGACUCAUUUCCAAAUUACUCACCCUCCCGCAAGCCGAAAAUUCAAAGAGCGUGCCUCUGCUUCUGCCGGAAGACCCUGCGUUUUUUAAGGAGUGUUUUCCCACAGUGCCUGCGCAGAGGGGAACCGUUGUCAAGCUUGCUUGUUUCUCGGGUGGCGUCGAAUCAGCAACGGGGCCUCUCGCAGGUGAUUUCAGGUAGUCUUUGCUGUGUUUGAUAGGCAGCCUGGCUUAAGCACUUUGGGGUCAAAGGCCACUUUAUGGUUUUGGCUCAAGCGACCAGGAGGAGGGGAAUGUCCGGUGCAGCCAUCGCUUCUGCGGACUGCCUGUCGUGGGGUAAAAACAGCCAAUAAGACAAUAAAACUUCUUUGCAGUUCA
This is a messenger RNA of Varanus komodoensis (Komodo dragon), 2951 nucleotides long. RefSeq names its product elongator acetyltransferase complex subunit 3 (gene ELP3). The transcript has 15 exons. Gene Ontology annotation, cellular component: elongator holoenzyme complex; cytoplasm; nucleus. NCBI's taxonomy places the organism in Eukaryota, Metazoa, Chordata, Lepidosauria, Squamata, Varanidae. The record is from RefSeq and is a predicted model, not a curated record. Gene Ontology annotation, biological process: tRNA wobble base 5-methoxycarbonylmethyl-2-thiouridinylation. Gene Ontology annotation, molecular function: iron-sulfur cluster binding; acyltransferase activity, transferring groups other than amino-acyl groups. The coding region runs from base 40 to 1683 and encodes 547 amino acids.